GCCAGGACGACCAGGCUUCCCGAGGCACGUGUCUUGUAUAAAAGCGGAAGGCGGCACCUAGUAUUGCGCACCCAGACUCAAGAAGCAUCAGCAGGAGGUAUCUCAAUCCCUCUAAACAGCAGCAGCCAUGUCAGACCUCUGUGUUGGAAUCAAUGGAUUUGGCCGUAUUGGCCGCCUGGUCCUGAGGGCUUGCCUCCAGAAGGGCAUCAAGGUCGUGGCCAUCAACGACCCCUUCAUUGACCUGCAGUACAUGGUCUACAUGUUCAAGUAUGACUCCACCCACGGCCGUUACAAUGGUGAGGUCUCCAAAGAGGAUGACAAGCUCAUCGUCGAUGGCCAGGCCAUCUCCGUCUUCCAGUGCAUGAAGCCACAAGAAAUCCCCUGGGGCAAAGCUGGAGCCAAGUACGUUGUGGAGUCCACCGGAGUCUUCCUCACUGUGGACAAAGCCUCAUCUCACAUCCAGGGUGGAGCACAGCGCGUGGUCGUGUCCGCCCCCUCACCCGACGCUCCAAUGUUCGUCAUGGGAGUCAACGAGGACAAAUACGACCCCUCCACCAUGACCAUCGUCAGCAAUGCCUCCUGCACCACCAACUGCCUGGCCCCCCUGGCCAAAGUCAUCCAAGAUAACUUUGGCAUUGAGGAGGCUCUCAUGACUACAGUGCACGCGUACACAGCCACCCAGAAGACCGUGGACGGACCCAGCGCCAAGGCCUGGCGUGAUGGCCGCGGUGCCCACCAGAACAUCAUUCCAGCCUCCACUGGUGCUGCCAAGGCUGUCGGCAAAGUCAUCCCCGAACUCAACGGGAAGCUGACCGGCAUGGCCUUCAGGGUGCCCGUGGCUGAUGUGUCCGUGGUGGACCUGACAUGCCGUCUGACCAAGCCUGCGUCUUACGCCGAUAUCAAGGCAGCCUGCAAGAAGGCCGCGGAGGGACCCAUGAAGGGAAUUCUGGGUUACACCGAGGACCAGGUGGUUUCCUCUGACUUCAUUGGCGACACCCACUCCUCCAUCUUUGAUGCUGGUGCCGGUAUCUCCCUGAACGACAACUUUGUCAAGCUCAUUUCCUGGUAUGACAAUGAGUUCGGCUACAGCCACCGUGUCGCUGACCUGAUGCUGUACAUGCACUCCAAGGAGUAAAACUUCCUGGCCAAGAAGGAAGUCAGAAAAGGGACCACCCCCACCAUCCUACCACACUUUCCCUUCUCUUUUACACACCCCACCCAUAGCAAAUUCAUAGCAUCACAGCCCCUAACUCUACUACAUUAAACGUAGGCAGCCGCUACUGUGUGUUGAGUGUUCUGAGUUUAUCUGUUUUCCUUUAACGACAAUCGGUCGGUGACAGUAUUUGUGUCUGUGUGCCCCCUCUGCACCUCCCCCUGCCUCUUUAGAUGUGUCCUUAUGGCUCACUACUAUGGUAACUACUGUAUUCAUCUCCCUGUUGGUGUGUUUUAAAGACUUCAUCACCAGUGGAAGGAGGAAGCUGAGGGGAAGAGCUACUGUAACUCGGCUUAAGAGUAAUGAGACAGAAAUAAAACUUCAAAAACCUCAAGCUGU
This is a messenger RNA of Gymnodraco acuticeps, 1552 nucleotides long. RefSeq names its product glyceraldehyde-3-phosphate dehydrogenase, spermatogenic (gene gapdhs). The record is from RefSeq and is a predicted model, not a curated record. Bases 128 to 1135 code for a protein of 335 amino acids. Gene Ontology annotation, biological process: glucose metabolic process. The transcript has 11 exons. Lineage: Eukaryota; Metazoa; Chordata; Actinopteri; Perciformes; Bathydraconidae. Gene Ontology annotation, molecular function: NAD binding; NADP binding; oxidoreductase activity, acting on the aldehyde or oxo group of donors, NAD or NADP as acceptor.